Messenger RNA from Aethina tumida (small hive beetle), 616 nucleotides. RefSeq names its product endocuticle structural glycoprotein SgAbd-4-like. The transcript is spliced from 4 exons. Gene Ontology annotation, molecular function: structural constituent of chitin-based larval cuticle. The record is from RefSeq and is a predicted model, not a curated record. Gene Ontology annotation, cellular component: chitin-based extracellular matrix. Bases 57 to 503 code for a protein of 148 amino acids. NCBI's taxonomy places the organism in Eukaryota, Metazoa, Arthropoda, Insecta, Coleoptera, Nitidulidae.
GCCAGAACAUCAGUGUAAGUGCAACGGAUUUAAAGCUAAUCCGGUACGGCCACAAAAUGAACGCCGUUGCGGUUGUGUUAGUGGCAAUUUUAGGAUACUCAACAUGUUCACCUCAAGGUCGUUACAGACCCGUGCCAAAUGCUUCUCCAGGACAAAUUAUAAGGAUUAUUUCGCAAACCCAGGAUGGACCGAAUGUUGAUGGAUCAUAUCAGUGGAGUUACGAAUCCGAGAAUGGAAUUAGGGCGCAAGAACGGGGACAAGUGAAAGGUCAGGGUCCCGAGGGUGGAAUAAUGGACGCACAGGGUGACUUCUCGUACACAGCCCCAGACGGCACGCCGAUUGCUCUUCAAUACGUCGCCAACGAAGGCGGAUUCCAGCCGCAAGGUGCUCAUUUACCAACUGCCCCUCCAAUUCCUGAGGCCAUUCAAAGAGCAUUAGCCUACAACGCUGCUCAUCCAGAAGAAGACGACGGAGGCCAACCCAGAGGAUUUAGAAGACAAUAAGCACAUCAUAUUAGUUUUUAUUUAUUUUUAUUGUUUAUUUUUUUGUACAUGAAUAUACUUAUACAACACUUUGUGAUGAUUAAGCUGUAAUAAAGAAUGCAAUUUUAAUUUAA